AAAAAUAUUUGACAUUCCUAAACGGUUUGAUGCCCACAUGGUUGUUUUUUUAAUGCUAUUGACUCUAUUACAAGGUAGUAUCUGUUCAUACUAUUCUCAAGCUAAUGACUAAUGACGCACAAAGAGCCAAUGCUGCUGCCUUCGCUGGGGCUCGAACCUGGGUGAACUUCCCCAUGAAUCCUGGGGAGUGGGCUUGCUAUCACAUGAACCAGAACCCAGAACCCACUUUCUUUGAUCACAGUUUGAUGAUGAUGAUGAUGAUGAUGAUGAUGAAAGUGAUGGGAUUGGAGCAGCAAUGGAAGAGUAGAGGGACAGUGUUGUUUAUGCUGCUGGUGCAACUUGUGUUUGGUUUGAUGAGAAGAACAGAUUCGUCUUCCUUAGUGGACAUCACCAUUGUCCACAAUGUUCAUGUCGCCCGGGGAGCUGUCUGUUUGGAUGGGAGUCCACCCGCUUACCAUCUUGAUCCCGGGUACGACUCCGGCAUCAACAAUUGGUUAAUCCAACUUGAGGGAGGAGGAUGGUGCAAUAAUGAGACGACUUGCCUUUCGAGGAAGAAAACUCGGCUGGGAUCCUCCCUCUAUAUGGGUAAACAGCUUGCCUUCUCCGGUCUCCUCGGCAACAACCCUCUCCUCAAUCCAGAUUUUUACAAUUGGAACAGAGUGAAAAUUAGAUACUGCGAUGGAUCCUCGUUUACCGGUGACGUUGAUGCAGUUAAUCAUGAGACCAAUCUUCACUUCAGAGGAGCUAGGAUUUUUCUUGCAGUUAUGGCGGAUUUGCUAGACAAUGGAUUGAAGGAUGCUGAAAAUGCCAUAUUGUCUGGAUGUUCAGCAGGGGGACUUGCUUCCAUCCUUCAUUGUGACAGCUUUAGUGCUCUUCUCCCAAUGGGUGCCAAAACCAAAUGCUUAGCAGAUGCAGGUUAUUUUAUUAAGGAAACGGAUAUUUCUCAUGCACCACACAUUGAGCAGUUCUUCAGUGACAUUGUUAGAACACAUGGAUCAGCCAGGAACUUGCCUCAAUCAUGCACUUUGAGGUUAGAUGAUCCAAGUCUGUGUUUUUUCCCUCAAAAUGUGGUGCAACAUGUUCGGACUCCUCUGUUCAUAGUAAACGCAGCAUAUGAUUCCUGGCAGAUAAGAAAUAUUCUGGCUCCUGCGACUGCUGAUCCGCGUGGUACAUGGCGCGACUGUAAGAUAGACAUAUUAAACUGUACAUCCAGUCAACUUCGUAUAAUGCAAGGUUAUAGAGAGCAGUUCUUAAGGGCAUUAGCAAGUGGACUAGGACAUUCUUCAUCAAGAGGAUACUUUAUCAACUCAUGCUAUGCACACUGUCAAACAGAAGUACAAGAAACGUGGUACAGAAGCGACUCUCCAAGAUUGGCAAACAAGACAAUUGCAAAAGCAGUUGGUGACUGGUUUUUUGACAGGGAGGAAUUUAAGAAGAUUGAUUGCCCAUAUCCUUGCGAUAGAACUUGCCAUAACCGUGUUUUUGACACUGCAAGCUUCCAUUAGUAUAACUAGCUGCAUAUAGCUUAAUGGGCAUUCUGGAAGAAGCAUUCUUUACAAGAUAUUUUUUUGUUCUCAAAGGAAGAAUAAAGGAUACAUGAUUUG
Molecule: messenger RNA, 1604 nt
Organism: Cuscuta campestris
Lineage: Eukaryota; Viridiplantae; Streptophyta; Magnoliopsida; Solanales; Convolvulaceae
Source: the annotation of a GenBank genome assembly